Molecule: messenger RNA, 1182 nt
Organism: Emericellopsis atlantica
Lineage: Eukaryota; Fungi; Ascomycota; Sordariomycetes; Hypocreales; Bionectriaceae
Exons: 2
Coding region: 131-1087 (318 amino acids)
Source: RefSeq, a predicted model, not a curated record
AGGGGCCCCAUUCCGCCCGCCGGACCCCUACAUCGCGGCAGCGCGGAAUUCUUCGAUCUCCAAUUCCAAGAAUGAAAGCAGCUCCGGUCCCAUCCUCACCAUCUACACAUUUUAAACUCCAACUGACAACAUGGGCUGGUGGCCAUCGAUAUUAGGGGGCUCCUCGUCGGCCGACCCCGUUUCAAACCUCGAUCCCAAACUUCGCGAGUUUCUUGAGAAGGAGUCGCCCGUCCGGUAUCAACAAACGCCAGCACAGGCACAACCCUCGUCGCAACCAGUACAACAUCCCACAGUCUCGAAAGCCGUCGCCGAAGCGCAACAAAAAGGAGAUGCCGACGCAAAGUCAAAUGUCCCCGCCGAAUCCCUCUACCAAGAUGGACGAUAUGCGCACUUGUGGAAGGGGUACAGGCCGCAAGCAGAGGUCGAGGCGGACGCCAUGACCGACCACGACCGGUUAAUCAGCGUCCUGGACGGGUACACGCAGAGAAAGGAGCAGAUAUCCAAAAUUGCCAUGGAGAACUGCGCCGAGACGCAAGAGGCGUGGAUCAAUUGCAUGAAGAAUGGCUCCUGGACAGAUCAAGCACAGCUCUGUCGACACCAGGUUAGGGCGUUCGAGAAAUGCUAUCAAACACAAUCACGAUUUCUACGAGCACUAGGCUACGGCGCGGUCGCGGACCGACCAGCUGCCGUCGAUGAAGACAUCCAGAUGCACGCCGACGCCCUCUACCAACGCGUUCUCGCCCACGAAGCAGCAGUCAACAAGGCCCGCGAGGAAGGUACACCAGUCCCCGUCUUCGACCCAGUCAUCCCGCGACUCGCGACACGAUCAACAGGACCGCGCGUCCAGCCGUCUGAAGAGGUGAAGAAGCAAUGGGACGAGAAACUGCAGGAGCUACCCGAAUCAGAGCGUGCGGUGGAAGAGGCUGCGCUCCGGGCGGAUUUGCAGGCCAAGUCUGAUGUGGCGAGGAACAUGAAAGACUUUUAUGAAUCCAGGAAGAAGCAGAAGCAGGAGGAGCGCCAGGAGAAGGACGUUGUGGAGGGGAAGACCGUUGCCGAGCAGCUGUGGUCCAAGUUCACAGGGCGGUAAAGGAGCGACGCGCCACGCGUGGACAGGAAAAGGUGUAUUAUACGUUGUAUAUCACUGUACAAUGCCCAUUUGAGACGGUCUUGGACAACAUGCAU